Chilo suppressalis (striped riceborer) is the source of this 3269-nucleotide messenger RNA. The record is from the annotation of a GenBank genome assembly. Lineage: Eukaryota; Metazoa; Arthropoda; Insecta; Lepidoptera; Crambidae.
UAUAAAAUAAUUAUUCUACUAUAUUGAAAAGUACAACCAACCGACACUCAGCGUACAGUCUAAAAGUGUUUAUUGUUGUGAUAGGUUCUCAAAUUGUGUGUUAGGUAUGUAAUUGUAUAAAACUUGGGUAUUUAUUACCGGAACUUUACACUACAAAUGACUGUUUGUAAUUAAUAUUUCUUUUUUAUUUUUAGCUUAAGCUUAGUUUUUUUUUAAGUCAAAACUUGCUUAAUGUAAUGGUAUCUAGUUAUAUUAUGAUGAAUUUAGAAUAAUAAUAUACAAACCCUUUAAGAUCGGGAUAGCCUAAUGAUUGACCAGAAAAAAAUCAAGGUACUUAAGUAGGUAAUCAAUUAUCAUAUUUAUACCAAACAGGACCUUGAAGUCAAGGGUUAACACAAUAGUUUUAUUAAGUUUUCUCAAUAAUAGGUUAUGUAAUUUAAAUUACUAUUUAAAAUAAAAUAUUUAAAAUAUACUAUUUAAAAAACAAAACACGAAAGCAACUAAUUACAGAACAAAGAAAACAAUAACCAAAAUAUCCCCGACAAAGAAUCCUUAAAAAAAAGAUAAUAAAUUCAGAUAAUUCCGUAGGAUCAGUCAAGGCGAAAUGCUAAAUCAUAACGCAAUUCCGAUAAAGCGAAGAUAAAGGCAUUGUUUUGUUAUGCACCCUAUCUAUUUAAAAUAUAAAUACGUAUAGUAUCUGCUUAGUUACUUUAAUACUGUCGCUAUCUUAAACUUUGCCGUAGAUUAUCAACAAGAACAAAUGAGUAUUGAAUGUAUAAAUUAAAUGUGAGUUAGUCCAGUCGCGUGUAUAACACGCAUGGACCUCGUCCCCGCGAGCGGACAUGGAGCCCGAACAGAAUAAUAACAACUGCAGUGAUAGUGAAAAAGUGGUAGGCGAAAAUAAUGUUAAUAAAAAUGAUCAAAAUGGUAGUCCUAAAAUUCGACGACACUCCAGUGUUUCUUCAGACAGUAGCAGUGCCACAGAUAAGAAAUCCCGAAUUUCGAAUUUGUACGUUAAACUAAAAAGCAACAUAACAAUGAUUUUUAGCUUCUUCAAAAUAUGGAAUUCUGACUAAUGCAAACAAAUAUCCUUUUUAAAAAAAUCAUCUGGGGACAAUUUAAAAUGAGUGUUAUUAAAAGGAAAUUAUGUAAUAUAUAUAUUAAUUUAAUAGAGAUGAAUAUUGCAUUUCAAUAUUCAUCUCCAACAUUACUAUUUUUUUCUAUUCUGGUUUUAGAGUUACGUAAAUUUUAUGGGCUAAAAAUCGCACAGCCGCAUUAUCUUUAAGCGUCUGGAAAAUCACGUCAACAAAAUGUUAGAGCAACAUUAUCAAAAUCUUAUUCAUGAUAACAGAUUUCGCUCAAGCAGUCUAGCGAGGCGAGUUAAGAAUAAAAAGAACAAGAGUCCCGCAUUGGAAGAAACACCCAAAACUGCGGACAACUACGACAAAGCCAUCGUUCCCGUCACAGAAAAGAAGAGCCCUGUAAAAGCACGCAAACAUUGGACCACGAUAGUAAGCGUUGUCCUGGUGGAAGCUAAGAGUCUGCCAGUUCCACCAUCUGAUGGCUCAUCUCACAAGCUUUACUGUAAAUUGAGGUUGGGAUCAGAAACGUUAAAGUCCAAGCUUGUGCCGAACACAUCACAGCCAGAAUGGAAGGAAAGGUUCCAAAUGCGUUUGCACAAAGACAAUUUGCUGAAGUUAUCACUGUGGGACAAAGGGAAGCAGAAGAAUUUUAUGGGCAGCACAGUCUUAGAUCUCACCCACGUGGAUCGUGACCGAACUCACGAAGUCUGGCAGCAACUCGACGACGGCUUUGGCACUGUGCACUUUUCAGUGACACUGUGCAACGUGAGGGACCAAUCUACGACUGAGCCGGAAGAAACGCAAUUCAAUGAAGGUGUUAUACGCGCGAAACAUGAGAUAAACAGCUUGAAAAGCGAUUGGAAACUGGUAGGUCAAUUGUAUGUCAAAGUCCUCGGAGCCAGAGGACUCAGUGGGAAACCCAACGCAUACUGUACGCUGGAACUGGACAAUGAAAGAGUGCAGACUCACACCGCGGGCGCCAGCUCAGAACCUGUCUGGAAUAAAAGCUACGUAUUCAAUGUUUACGAUGUCACGUCCACCCUGGAUCUGAAAGUAUACGACAGUUCUUUGGUUAUGGCUCUCAGAAACGAGUCUUUGGGAAGAGUCUCUAUACCUCUAUUGAAAAUCCAGAAUGGAGAACCUUCUUGGUUUGCGUUGAAGGAUCGGACCAAACGUCACAGCGCCCGCGGAAACUGUCCGAGAGUUCAGCUGGAGAUGACAAUGUUUUGGAAUCCAGUGAAAGCCACCGUCAGACUAUUCCAACCUCAGGAAGUGAAAUAUUUAAAGAAGCCUCCUAAGUUCGAUGUUCCUCUAGUCUACAGUAACAUGGAAUUCAUCAGAGACACAUUCAACACCCUAUUCGAAAUAAAUGAACAAUACAAGCGUUUAUUUGAAUGGGAAAACAGAGAGUUGUCUUUCACGGUACUUCUUGGUUGGCUGGUUUUCUGGUACUACUUUAGAAUGUGGGCGACACCCUUGUUAUUGUUACUACCUUUCUUCUACUUCUGGAUUAUUCAAACGCAGCAAACUGAAUGGCAGUUAACACGCACUGUCAACGUUGUCGAAGAUAGCCUCGAUCAAAACGACGAUGAUAAGAGCGAGAAGCGCUGGUCGAAGCGGUUUAUGGGACUUCAGGAGAUGACACUUACCAUCACAGGGGGUGUCGAGUACUCAGUCUCCUUAGUCGAAAGAAUAGUUAAUUUGGCGAGUUUCAAAGUACCAUUCCUGAGUUACCUAACGAUGAUUCUUCUCAUCCUAUCAGCGCUUGGAUUUUAUUUUAUACCUUUCAAUUACAUGAUGAUGGCGUUUGGCAUCUACAAGUUCACGAGGAAAUAUCUAAAUCCAAACAGGCUGUUAAACAACGAUAUAUUAGAUUUCAUUACGCGAGUGCCUGACAAUGAGAUACUGAAAGAUUGGAAGGAACUGAACGUACCCGAACCUUCAGUGAAGCGACAGCUAAAUUCAGUAUCCGAUAGUUCUUAAACUCACAUAAUUUCAUCCAUUUCGUGUAGUCGAUAAAAAUAUACCUACUCAUAGUAUCAUAUAACAUAUUAAUUUAUUUUAAGCGUUUAGAUAGUUUCUAUACCUAACUAGUACUUACUAUAGUAAGAUUUAUUUAUAUAGAAGUCAUAGUAAAAUUAUAAGAUAUCUAAUUAUGUUUUUAUAUCUUUUUAAUAAAUAUUUAGC